AAUUGACUUGUAAUAAGUUAUUUUGAGUUGUCGAUUAAAUUUUCAGUAUAUUUGGGAAGAAUGAAAGUGAAACUAAAGAAUUUAUCAUGCCCAUCUACACGGAAAUCCAGCAGCCAGUAAUAUUGGAUUGCAGUUCCAGCGAGAACUUUUUCAAUUGCUAUGUCACGCAGAUCCUGACCAACAAAAUGAUACUUAAAAAUGGACCAGGCUCCACUAGGAGUUCCCCCAGUUUCGUGCAAAACGACAAGUCACAAGAGGACCAAAAAUGCACAAGCCUGGUGCAAAGACACCCCAACCAAAUGAGCGAGACUGAUCGGAAGAUCAGAAAGAAGCUGAUGGUUUUGAAGAAGAACGUCGGCUUAAUGAUGCAGCAAAACUACCCGCCACCAGAGAAAGCUUUAAGCCAACCGCGUACCCAUCUAUUCUUCUUUACCCCCAGAUGCAGUAUAGCUAGCAAGGAGCCGACCCAGAGUCUGUAUCAAUUGGAGUACAGACCAUCAACACGUAAUUUCGAACGUAAACCGGUGGAGGAGCAGCCCGACGGCACCGAUUCUCUCACGGAAAUAACAGAGGAUGAUUCCAAGCAAUCCCGCUGGCUGAACAAACAGAAGAAGUUCCUCAACGUGUUCAAGACAUCGAUGGAAAACCUGGACAACUUCAUGGUGGACAUGAACAAGUACGUGGCCGAGAUCCAGAGGCGCAUGGAGGCAUUGAAGGACUGCGAGACGUGGCACCAACAGUUGCAGGUCAUGAAAAACGACAAGAUUAAAGAAGUCAAAGAAGAAACGUCUCGUCCCAGCACUUGUAAGGUGCAAAACAGCCGCAAAUUCAAGACGAUAAUCAAGCCAGAGGACGUGAUAUUGGGGCGGGCGUCGUUUUGCGGAAGACUGAAUCAAAAAGGCGUAAGGAGGAGCGCAACGAAAAGGCCGCCGUCCGCCGCCGAGUGCGAGAGCGACCAGAUACAAAUAGAAAAGGAUCCGACCUUGGAAAUCGUCCAGCCGGACGUGUCGAAGAGCAAGGCGCUGGUGGACUUGCACGGGAAGCUGUUGCAUCAGACGGAAGCAAAGGACAGCUACAUCUGUUUUCAAAAACUGAUGGAUCAAACCGAAAAGCGGGUCAGAAAGGAGCAAGAGAACAGGGAGAACGCGAGCAGACCUUGGAGGAUCACCAACGAUCGUUUCGAAAAUCAAAAACGAAAAAUGAAGAAGUCUGGAGACCUGUGCAAAAUGUUCAAUAACAGCUUGUGCUUCUCGCAGAAGAGCUUCAGGGUGCGCAAGCCAUCAGUUAAACGUCCGGAUAAGCCAGGUAAAACGUACAAAAGGCGGGACGUCAGACGUAUUUCCAUGAUGAGUCUGGACGAUGACAAAGUUUGGAGGCAGAUGAAGAAAGAUCAGGAAUUGAAAAGGCAGUGCAGUUUGGAGGUGACCAGCCAGAACUGCAAAAUGGAGAAGAAGGAACGCACAAAACUUGUGCACAAGUUGUUGUUGAACAGUCCUCCCGUUCGCAGAACGUAUAACGAUGUGUUGGACAUUGUUACGCUCUCCGACUUGACGCCAUUAAAGUCGGAGUAUCCUAGACGAGAUAAUUUGGGAAUCACCUGGAGCAACAGCUAUUUAUUCCAACUGGCCAACGAUCAAAAUCUAGACGACAUGUUGGAGAAUUUGAUCACAAUAAAUGAGGAAAUGUGUGAAAUUGUGGACGUCACUGAAGAGUAACUGUACUUUGUAACAACAAAUAAAGCAUCACUCUACAA
Molecule: messenger RNA, 1753 nt
Organism: Aethina tumida (small hive beetle)
Lineage: Eukaryota; Metazoa; Arthropoda; Insecta; Coleoptera; Nitidulidae
Exons: 8
Coding region: 87-1715 (542 amino acids)
Source: RefSeq, a predicted model, not a curated record